Hordeum vulgare subsp. vulgare (domesticated barley) is the source of this 3013-nucleotide messenger RNA. Its product is annotated as protein FAR1-RELATED SEQUENCE 6-like. Bases 191 to 2653 code for a protein of 820 amino acids. Gene Ontology annotation, biological process: regulation of DNA-templated transcription. NCBI's taxonomy places the organism in Eukaryota, Viridiplantae, Streptophyta, Magnoliopsida, Poales, Poaceae. The transcript has 6 exons. The record is from RefSeq and is a predicted model, not a curated record. Gene Ontology annotation, molecular function: zinc ion binding.
CUGGGGGCUAGGUUUCCCCGCCGCCGCAGCCGUCGCCUCCCAUCUCCCAUCCUCCCCGCCGUCGCCGUCGCCUCCCACCCCCUUUCCCCACCACCGCCGACGUUUCUCGCCCCCUCCCUGAACACGUCCUCCGCCGCCGUCCACGUCUUACCGAGGAAGGUCCGCCCCCGGCAGCAAGGGGCGCGCCGCGAUGGCGGACCUGGUUCCGGGGGAGGGGGAGCUGGAGCUGGCUUUCGGCGGAAACCAGGACGACGACGACGCGGAGGACGCCUCGCCGGGCAGCAAGGAGCUGGCCGCCAUGGUGGAGGCGGCGGCGGCGGCGAGCGUGGAGCUGGACGCGGCCGCCGACAGGGACGACCGGACGCCGAGGGACGGGAUGGUGUUCAAGUCGUACGAGGAGGUGCUCAACUUCUACAAGCGCUACGCCCUGCGCACCGGCUUCGGCGUCUGCGUCAAGAAGUCCUCCUUCACCAAGGCCGGCCUCUGCCGCCGCCUCCUGCUCGUCUGCAACAGGUGGGGGAACGGCAAGGACGACGCCUGCUACCAGGCCAGGCCCACGGCCAAGACCAACUGUCAGGCCACCGUCGUCGCCAGGCUCUGGGGGGACGGCCUGCUGCACCUCACCGACGUCAGCCUCGACCACAACCACCCGCUCAACCCCUCCGCCGCGCGCUUCCUCAGGUGCUACAAGACGCUGCCCAGCGGGAUGAGCAAGGACCUGGUGGUCAGGGCCGCCAGAGGCGAAUGCUCCACCUCCGACGUCGAGGCCCCCACCAUGUUCGAUGACUGGGGCCGGCUCAAGAUCAGGGAGGGCGAUGUUCAGGCCAUCAAUUGCUUCUUUGCAGAGAUGCAGGCCAAGCAGCCAAACUUCUUCUAUGUCAUGGAUUUCUAUGUGGAGGGUCACCUGAGGAGCGUUCUUUGGGCCGAUUCAAGAUCCAGGGAAGCAUACCAGUAUUUUAGCGACGCCAUUUGGGUCGAUACAACCUGCUUGAGGAGCAAGUUCAAUGUGCCCCUGGUUUUGUUUCUCGGGGUGAACCAUCAUGGUCAGCUUGUUUUGUUAGGGUGUGGCUUGCUUUCGGAUGAGAGCACAGAGAGCUUCCUGUGGCUGUUCAAAGCAUGGCUAACUUGUAUGAAGGGAAGGCUUCCAGGCGCCAUGAUUACGGAUGAGUCUGUGGCGAUAAAAGCUGCGGUUCGAGAAGCGUUCCCCAAAACACGCCAUAGGAUAAGUGAUUGGCAUAUAGAGACAAGUAUUGCAGAAAAGUUAGGAGAGUUGCCAGAAUAUGAAUCGAUAAAAGUCCAAUUGGAGGCAGUAAUAUAUGGUUCCUUGAAGGAGGAUCAGUUUGAGACAAGGUGGAAGAACUUGAUCAAUAGGUUUGGCCUUCAGGAUAAUCAGUGGAUCAUCUUUCUGUAUGAAAAUCGACACUUGUGGGUCCCUUCCUUCCUGAAAGAUGCCUUCUGGGCUGGACUGUCUGUUAACCACCGGGAAUCUCCAGGUGCAUUCUUUGAUGGUUCAGUGAGCCAUGAAACCACAUUGGUGUCGUUCCUUAGCAACUAUAUGAUUCUUGUACAGGACAAGUACAAAAUGGAGCAACAGGAUGAUUUCGAGUCAUUAACCAGCGGCAGGGUCCUUGUAUCAAAGUUCCCUAUGGAAGAGCAGAUAUCCAAAUUGUACACCCUGAACAUGUUUGUGAAAUUCCAGGAUGAGCUAAAUUCAACCCUGCAGUGCCAAGUUCAACAAGUAUCGCCGUCUUCUUUUGUAGUUAUGGACUUAGCUGAACGAGGCACAGGAUUAGUGACUAGAAAGUACGAGGUUGUUCACUGUAUGGAGACCAACAGGAUGGAAUGUAACUGUGGCCUAUUUCAGCUUAGUGGAAUUGUUUGUCGGCAUGCGUUAUCGGUGCUUAAAUGGCAGCAAGUGUAUGAUAUCCCCCCUUGCUAUGUACUUAACAGGUGGAGGAGUGAUUUUAAGCAGCUACACGCUCUGGAUAAUCCACUCAAGGAUCCUUUGCUAUCGAGCAAUCAUGUUGAGCGUUAUGAUCAUAUUUCCUUGCAGUGCCUCCGUCUUGUUGAGAUUGGAAUGGUUUCAGAUGACAAGUAUCAGCAUGCAUUAAAACUAAUAAACGACAUGAAAAGGACCCUUCUUGAUGAUAAUUUGUGCCGCGAGUUGGAGCAGAAAAUUUCACCUCCUGAACGCACAACUGUUAUGAAUGGUGAUGGCCAUGCACAGCCUGGUUCAUCUGAGGGGGGUCCAGCCAAAAAACGCCGUGGCCGUCCUUCCAAAAAGAGUAAAGAGAUAAGCGCGGAGUCUGUGUCAAAUCAAUGUGGAAACAAGGAGUCUUUACUGGUAUCUUCGGAUGUAAGUCAGAAGGGUGCUUUACAUUCUUCUUCAACUGCCUCCAACCUUGGUACUCAUGUCAGAGCACAUGGCAUUGAUGAUCUUAUGGAAGAAGUUAAUGCUAACGAGGUAUCAUUUGAGAGCCGUUAUGGGGUGCAAUCUAGCCAUCCAAAUCAUUAUGGUGACGAGCUGCAUCCAGGCCACACUUUACAGUUUGGCCAACACAUGCCAUCCGCAGAGCAAUCUAGGGGAGUCGAGUGGGUGUAUCCGACUAUAUAUCAGGAUGAUCAGGUGCCUUAUGGCAGGCGGACAUCUUGAAUGCUAGAACAGGAGAAUGAUUUCAGGUUCCUGGUGAGAUGUACAGAGGGGGUCCGGGAAGCUGCCAGUUGGCGUCGGCCCCAGGAUGUGUUAGCUUCAUCCAUCUAACAUCGGAGGCGAGGCGGCGUGAUGAGGCGAGGCGGCGUGAUGAGAGCGCGUGUCGGCACAAGGCUGGGCAUGUGGUUUCUUCCCUGGCCUGCAUAGAGACCGGCGGGAACUUGGCAAUUUGACUUGGCUGGCCUUGAUGGUGCUAGUAGCUGUUAAAAUGUACUGUACAAACAUAGCUCUCAUGAAAUCAUGCUCUCUUUUUGACUUCUGACACUGACCUAUGUGAAUAUAUCGUUCGACUUUUGUCUGAAA